Anneissia japonica is the source of this 1234-nucleotide messenger RNA. RefSeq lists its product as uncharacterized. The transcript is spliced from 6 exons. The coding region runs from base 83 to 1072 and encodes 329 amino acids. Lineage: Eukaryota; Metazoa; Echinodermata; Crinoidea; Comatulida; Comatulidae. The record is from RefSeq and is a predicted model, not a curated record.
GUGGAAACAAAGAAAAAAGAAUCAUCGGGACAGACAGAGGUUUCAUUUUAAUGAACAAGGAAGGAGCGGCCUUUAGACGAGAAUGCCAACACGGCGUAUGGAAGACAAAUUUAGAGAUUUUCUCGUAAAACUUAGUGGAUACUUUUCUGGUAUAAGAGUCCGUUGGUUGCGAUGUCUCUUAUUUGAUCACAUAGUAAUUGGGGUGUUAGCACGUAGUAAGAUUGAUGGAAUUGGUCUAUUUAAUGAACUCUGGGACAUAGAUGAAAUAUCUUGUAAUAAUGUAGAUCUUUUGUCAGAAAUUGCCGAACUGACGAAAAAUAAGUCUGCAAUAUCUCAUGUAAAUGAGUAUAAAAUUAAGGCUAUUAAAAAAUAUGUCCCAAUCACUAAGCGAAAGCAAUUGACACAAUAUAGAAAGAAUCUGUUCAGAGCAUUGCAAUUAGUAGAAGAGGACAAAGUAGAGUUCUUAGCUAACAGCUACCAACAACAUUAUAGUGACUUUAAAAACAUCUGGGAUCUGGUUUUCUUCUUGGAGAAAGAUGAGCAGUUGGAAAACAAACCAGACAAAAUAAAGAGGUUUGGAAAUCUUCUGAACCAAAAAGCAAAACAUGCCUUACUACUUUCAGAUGAAUCGGAUAAAAGAGAAGUUAAAUCUUCCAAAAAGAAGAAAGGGCAUCAAUCGACUGUGAGCAGCAGCAGCAGCUCUGAAGAUCCAGAUGAUUCUUCUGAUGAUAGCAACCUCGGAACAAAUGGAGGCCAGAUCAUGAGCAAAACUAGAGAGAGGAAAAUGCAGAAGUGGGCAGUAAUAGUCAGCAUUUGCACUUUGUUGGUUCCAAUUUUAUAUGGAUUAUUUUAUAUAGAAAUAUUGAAUAGUACACAGCUAGUGAUCUUAUUUAUGCUUGGUUUUAUCAUCCUGAUUGUAUAUAUUGUCCUUACCAUUUGGCCUUCUAGUAAGGUAGUUUUAGGAAAGAUUAUGUUGGCUGUGUUAGCUGUUGUUUUACCUAAAUUAAAAAUACCACAGGGUACCACAGAAUACAGGAGAAUCAAAAAGGUAGUUAAACACUUUUUUAAAUGAUAUGUUCCGUUUCGUAAGUUUGAUUCAAGGUUGAUGUAAGGACUUAAUUUAUUUUCUAUUAAUAAUAUAAUUAUUGUUAUUAUUUUAUUUAUUAUUUUUAUUGCUAUUAUUAUUAUUAUUGUUAUUAUUAUUAUAUUUACUAUUAUUAUUAUUAUAUUAUUA